AUGACCCCUUCGAGUCAGCGUGACGAAGUGCAGCCAGCGUUAGCUCCCUCCUACCUGCUUUCCACCAUCCCAACCAGUGCGCAGAUAGCAAGUCCUCCUCCAGCUAACGAAAACACAGCUCAACGGGCAUCAGACCAUAGAACCAAACACCGUUUCACAGCUCCACUCACCGUCACACCCUCGCUAUCAAAACCAGCGCCGUACAAGGAAGGCUUAGUCCCCGCUACAUCGGUACUGCGUCCUCAUUGCCUAGCCAGGGAUCGGCUCAAACUGUGGCGCCCAGUUGAAAGCAGAUCAUUAAGAAACGCUGACGGGAAGAUUCUCGCAAUAACGGACGAAGACUUACAACGCGUCCUCACAGUGAUGAAUUCAGCGUGGACGCAGAGCACGAGAGAAUCGUAUGGUGCCGGGUUAUUGGUUUAUCACGUCUUCUGUGACACGAGAAGCGUCCCAGAACUUCAAAGGUGUCCUGCAGACACACUCACAAUCCUCGCUUUCGUUGCGAGCUGUGCCGGAGCUUACGCAGGACGAACCUUGGCGAAUUAUGUGUUUGCUAUCCGCGCAUGGCAUGUCCUUCAUGGACAUACGUGGGCCAUUCAACAACACCAAUUAAAGUCCGCAUUGGACGGUGCAGCAAUUCAGGCCCCCCCAGACUCCAAGCGCGCUAAGAGAGAACCCUUUACAAUCAAUUCCAUUAUCCAAAUCAGAGCGCAUCUAGACCUCCACGCACCUCUUGAUACAGCGGUAUUCGCAUGCCUAACUAGCGCCUUUUACUCUCUCGCUCGGCUCGGAGAACUAACUGUCAAAUCCAUCAAGAUUUUCACGCCUCAGGAGCACGUGAAACGAGCAGACGUUAGAAUGGAUUGCGAAGAUCGAAAUGGGUUACGGGUCUCGAAGAUCCACGUACCACGUACGAAGACGUCAACUACAGGUGAAGAUAUCUAUUGGGCACGACAGUCAGACAGCACAGAUCCAGAAGCAGCUCUAAUCCAACACUUCACAAUCAAUGAGCCCUUACCCAAUGAUCACCUCUUCACGUGGAGACACCCCAAAGGCCCGCGUCCCUUAACGCGAGGCGCGUUCUUAAAAAGGAUCGCUAGCAUCGCGAAACAAGGAGGAUGUCCUGACCUCAAAGGACACGGUAUUCGCAUUGGGGGGACGUUAGAGUACUUGCUCCGCGGAAUUCCAUUCGACGUCGUCAAGUCUAUGGGAAGGUGGUCGAGUGAAGCUUUCACCAUCUACCUGCGUGAUCACGCCCUCAUCAUGGCCCCAUACCUGCAAGAUACUCCCAUCAUUGAACCCUUCACGCGAUACACCAUGCCAGUGAUGCGCUAA
Suillus clintonianus is the source of this 1335-nucleotide messenger RNA. RefSeq lists its product as uncharacterized. The coding region runs from base 1 to 1335 and encodes 444 amino acids. The transcript has a single exon. NCBI's taxonomy places the organism in Eukaryota, Fungi, Basidiomycota, Agaricomycetes, Boletales, Suillaceae. Gene Ontology annotation, biological process: DNA integration; DNA recombination. Gene Ontology annotation, molecular function: DNA binding. The record is from RefSeq and is a predicted model, not a curated record.